Megalobrama amblycephala (Wuchang bream) is the source of this 1481-nucleotide messenger RNA. Its product is annotated as protein FAM240B-like. The record is from RefSeq and is a predicted model, not a curated record. Bases 743 to 1054 code for a protein of 103 amino acids. The transcript is spliced from 3 exons. Lineage: Eukaryota; Metazoa; Chordata; Actinopteri; Cypriniformes; Xenocyprididae.
UAGGUCUAUAGGCUUCAUUACAGCCGCUCACAAAAUAAACACCAAAUCUCCAACUUGACAGAAGACUGAACACUAACAAGUCUUCCUUUGCUCAAAAACACAAAGAAUUAUACUUAAUUUCAGCAUUUACCCUCCCAAUCCAGCCCAAGAGAAGCAUGCUGGGAAAUCCUACACCCAGUUUCAGUCAUUGCCAACCAAAUUUAUUUAUGUAGCUCCAACAGAAAAAGACAAACCAAACUAAUUUGAGUGCAUGUUUAUCCGUUUAUCAAACCCAUGACAACACUAGCUAAUCCACAAGACCAGAAGCACUUUUGACCCUGACAUGGUAAUUAUGAUCACAAUGGUACAUUUUGUUCGCAGCAUUCUUCUAAAGAGAGCCGGUCACUGAGGAGAUUGACGUGUGAUGGGACUGGCCUGCUUUCCUCUAAACCCUGUAAGUCCACAAGUGCCGUUUGGUGUGGUAAGUUGCCGACUCCAAUGGGAACGGUGGCAUUCCUCUUGGCUUAAACACACCAAUACUGCAGUUCAGAGCUCCAUUUGUCUUUUGUGUUUUUGCUCCAGAAAUAAACGAUGAUGAGACUGAAGGGAAGAGAAAGGGAGGGAAACUGCCAGAUCACCCAGAGAGGCCGGGCAGGAUGGCCCGUACCUGAGUGCCUACGCUUCAACCAGAUCUUCUGUGAGUCAUCCUUCAGUUUCGUCCUUCAGAGCAAAUGUUUCUUUCAGGAAUUUCUCCAGCAUUCUGAUGUUUUCUCUUCACAGAAAGUGCAGGACUGAAGCUUGUUUGGAGGUUAAAUGGUCAACACCUGCACAAAAGAUGAUUAAUUUGGCACGCAUUCAUGAUAAAUACGGGCUGAAGAAGUUUUGGGAGGAGAAGAUUGAAAGCCACGUUCAGAGGACGGGAAAUGAGGACUCAAGAAUGAAGAACAGCGCUUUAUCAAAGUUACGUGAAGAGUGGGUCCAGAGGCUUCAAUUCCGGAACCAACACGUGAUCGAGACCAUGAGAGAGGAACAAAUAAGAAGAGCUCAGAGGGUUCAAGGGAUUUUAAGAGUUUAGACGUCAGCAUGAAAACUAAAAGCACUUCUCUAAAGCAUUUUACAUUCAUUAUACAAAAGCUGUCACUGGAACGGUUACCCUUUAAAAAGGUUCUAAUAUUUACACUUUUGUUAUAUACUUUUGAUGUACUAAUAAUAUGCACUCUUUAGGUACAAAGGUAUACCUUUUGAAAAGGUACCACCCCAGUGACAGCUUUUACCUUUUUUCUGAGAUUUAUAUCUGUAUAAAAGUCGGUCUAUUUCUUUAACUUAACUAAAUAGUUUUCUGAUGUAGUGUUUGAGUCAGAAAGAUGCUGUUGCAGACAUGCAGGUACCAUACCACUAAAUGUGAUCUUUCCUUCCGGCGUCUGUCUUUCAUAUAAGGCUCAUUGGGUUACAUAAUACAUUCUUACCGAUUUUUAUUUUUAUUAAAAUGUAAGUAUAAUUAU